This is a messenger RNA of Oncorhynchus kisutch (coho salmon), 4874 nucleotides long. RefSeq names its product RAN binding protein 10 (gene ranbp10). The coding region runs from base 327 to 2156 and encodes 609 amino acids. Lineage: Eukaryota; Metazoa; Chordata; Actinopteri; Salmoniformes; Salmonidae. The transcript is spliced from 15 exons. Gene Ontology annotation, molecular function: protein binding. The record is from RefSeq and is a predicted model, not a curated record.
UGGGGAGCUCAACAUGUCUUGACCGCAUACAACCACUCAAACUACAUUUCCUAGCUUCCUUUUCACGGACUCAAGCGGAAAAAAUAAACCAAAGAGGGGAGAGCGGGGGUUCUGUAGUCGAUUCUGAAAAUCUUGCUAGUGGAUAGUCCUGUAUUCAACUACAGUACCCACACUCCACUGUCAGUGCUACUGUAGAGAGCUUUGGUUAUCCGUGGAUAUCACACCAUUGCUAUCAUCUCUGUCUAUCUCAGUGUUUCUCUCCCUCUGUCAGCGGAUUGAUAUAGGAGAGUAGAAAACAAGCAAAAAUAAAACAUCUCUAGCCGAAAAUGGCAGAGCUUGGAGCGGGGAGCAUGCUGUUGGGAGAUCCUGCUUUUAAUUACCAAGAGCACGAGCUAAAUGAGCGAUUGAAGCGGCUCUACCCGGCCGUGAAUGAGGAAGAGACCCCCUUACCCCGAUCUUGGAGCCCCAAGGAUAAAUACAGCUACAUCGGACUCUCGCAGAACAAUCUGCGGGUACAUUACAAAGGCCAUGGGAAGAACCAUAAGGAUGCCGCGUCUGUGCGUGCCACUCAUCCCAUACCAGCCGCCUGUGGGAUCUACUACUUUGAAGUGAAGAUUGUCAGCAAGGGCAGGGAUGGGUACAUGGGGAUUGGUCUGUCUGCCCAGGGGGUCAACAUGAACAGACUGCCUGGUUGGGACAAGCACUCAUAUGGUUACCAUGGCGACGACGGACACUCCUUCUGUUCUUCAGGGACUGGCCAACCAUAUGGCCCAACCUUCACCACAGGCGAUGUGAUUGGCUGCUGUGUGAACCUAAUUAACAACACCUGUUUCUACACCAAGAACGGCAUCAGUCUAGGUGUAGCCUUUACAGAUCUCCCUCCCAACCUUUACCCCACAGUGGGCCUGCAGACUCCAGGAGAGAUUGUGGAUGCUAACUUUGGCCAGCAGCCCUUUGUGUUUGACAUUGAGGACUAUAUGAGUGAAUGGAGGGCUAAGAUCCACGGCAUGAUCGCCCGCUUCCCCAUCGGAGAGAGACUGGGAGAGUGGCAGGCAGUGCUUCAGAACAUGGUAUCCACCUAUCUGGUGCAUCAUGGGUACUGUGCCACAGCCACAGCCUUUGCCAGGGCUACAGAAACCUUGAUCCAGGAGGACCAGACCUCCAUAAAGAACAGACAGAGAAUACAGAAGCUGGUAUUGGCAGGGAGGGUUGGCGAGGCCAUCGAAGCCACACAGCAGCUGUACCCUGGGCUCCUAGAACACAACUCCAAUUUACUGUUCAUGUUGAAGUGUCGGCAGUUUGUGGAGAUGGUGAACGGUACAGACAGUGAGGUACGAUGCUUCAGUGUCCGCUCCCCCAAGUCCCAGGACAGCUACCCUGGCUCCCCCAGCCUGAGCCCCCGACAUGGAGCCACCAACCCCCAUCUGCACAGCGCAGGAGCAGACAGCCCAACAUGCAGUAACGGGGUCACCCCUCCCAACAAGAACAAGAGCCACAACAAGUACCCUGGUGUCAGCUCUGCCUCCUCCUCUUCCUCUUCCUCCCCUUCCUCUGUUAACUACUCUGAGUCCAACUCCACUGACUCCACCAAGUCCCAGCCUCACAGUGGCACCAGCAAUCAGGAGACCAGUGACAGUGAGAUGGAGAUCGAGGCAGAGCACUACACUAAUGGGGUGGCGGAGAACUCCUCUACUCGGAUCAUGAACGGCACCUACAAGCAUCAAGAAAUCCUGCAGGCUGAGGACGGCAGCCUGGACAACGGAGUGGCAGACAGCUGUGCCUCCAGACAGCUGUGUGGCGGGAACCAGGCAGCCACAGAGAGGAUGAUCCAGUUUGGCCGCGAGCUGCAGGGCCUCAACGAGCAGCUGUGCCGGGAAUACGGCAAGAACGCCACGCACAAGAAGAUGCUGCAGGAUGCAUUCAGUCUAUUAGCGUAUUCAGAUCCCUGGAACUGCCCAGUGGGGCAACAGCUAGACCCAAUGCAGAGAGAAAAUAUCUGCUCUGCUCUCAACAGCGCCAUCUUGGAGUCUCAGAACUUGCCUAAGCAGCCCCCUCUGAUGCUGGCUGUAGGUCAGGCCACAGAGUGUGUCCAGCUCAUGGCCAGGGUCCGCUCAGGCUCCUGUUCCUUCGCCAGAGUUGACAGCUUUUUGCACUAGCCCCAGUCCAGGCAAUGUUCAGGACUACAAAGAAGAUUACUUUCCAAUGGGUUGCCAGAUGACUGAGGAGAUCAUGUGUUUGAAUUGGUGUGUCGCUUGCCAUUUGGCAGAAGCAGGAUGUGCAGGGGAAUGAGUAGAACAUGAGGAGAAAGCUUGUUUUUAAUUUAGUAUUAUCAAAUACAAAAUGUGUGACACUAUUUAAAGAUAAUUAAUUAUUAUUCUGUUUAUAUAGUCAUUUUCAAGUUUUUAUUUGGUCAGUUUGUUGUGCUCAUCUUGAAAAAAAUAAUCGAAUUCCGUUUUUGUUUUUAUGAGUGGAUUUGAAUUCCCUACACAGUAUUUUAAAGAUGUUCAUCAUAUCAAAUAAAUUCACAUUGGCAUGCUUUGUCGUUACCAAGCAAAAUACUCUGGUUUCUCAUUCAGAACUUUCACAGGACUUUUGUCAUCUCAGUAUGAGAUAUUGUAGAAAGAGGACCAGAAUUGUUUUGGUUCAAAUUCUUACUUCUUAGUAUGCCUUAGUACUCCAAAAAUUGAUUUAAUUGAAAGUUAAAGGUCUGAAUUUGAUUCUGAGACUGCACGUGGCUGUAAGCCACUAACCCGCUGGUCACCUUAAAGCCCCAGAUGGUAGCACAAAUGAAAUAAUGACACUGAUUCAUUUCGGAGUUUCAAUAUAAGUGUAGUGUAUUUCCAAUCAAGUGUCUCCACUAGUUUGAUGUGUAACAUAGGCUGCGUUUACACAGGCAGCCCAAAUCAGAAUUUUUUUUCUCACUAAUUGGCCACUAAUACAUCUUUUGACCCAAUCAGAUCAGUGCUGAAAAAGAUCUGAUGUGAUUGGUCUAAAGACCAAUUAGUGGAAAGAAGAUCAGAAUUGGGUUGCCUGUGUUGGGCUGCCUUAUGUUACACAUAAAACUAGUGGAGACACUUGAUUGGAAAUACACUAGACUUUUACUUUGUACUUGCACACAGUAAAAACACACAGACAUACAGUGCUUGGGUCAUUUGAAUUUGGAAAUCACUCCCUGGUUUUUACUUGCUAAUUGAGAUACCUUUUAUGAAGUCAUGUUGAAUAUAUACAAUAUAAUGAUAUAUUGAAUAAAAAAGUGGAACUAUUUUCCAAAUACAAGGCUUUUAAUUUGACCAACUUUUCUAAUAACCAAUGGUACUUGCCAGUUGCCACACUUAUUCCACACAGUCAGUCUAUCAGUCUUUUCAUAUUAGUGCUUUGAAAGACCAUUGUCUUAUCAUUGCCAACAUGCUUAUUCUGGCUUUCUUGCAGUUCUAUUUUUCUCACACAGACCCAGUCAUUUUUACAAAUGUGGCCACAACUUUGUUUCUUGUUUGUUUUUGUUCAUUGUAUUCACAGUUGAAUGUGUUUUGGUCUUUUUUGUUACAGUAUGUAUUCUCUUAUAUUUAACAGAUGUUCUCUUGGCACAAAUGUUGAUCAUUGAUGUAUUAACCCAGUAUUUCAGCCAGCCAGCCAGCAAAAGGCGCUCCACUGUUUGUUGAAUGUAGUUUAGCAGAUUAUAUUACAUUUAUGUUUCAGAUUUGCUGCUGGCCAUCAUGAGAUUGAUAUUGACAUCCCCUACACCUGUUAGACAUAUUGCAAUGUGUUUCGUUCACUUUUUGACAAUCAUGUAAAGCAUGUUUGUGAAGCAAAGGGCUGGUGGGAGUAGAAAUCAUCAGCUUGCAGCUUGUUAUUAGUGUUUGGUAGACUUUAAUAUCCCUUAACAUUGUUCACAAAGGCCAUUUGGAUUAUUAUUAUUUUUCUACACAAUCUUUACAUUUGCACAUCUAUCUGCAUCAUGGGCUUAUACUUGCUAAAAUAUGUGAAAAACAAGAACAAAUACCUUCACUUACUUGUGAGGGUCAUCUUUUGUAUUGCAGUAGGAAGCAAAAGAAAGGGCCUCAUGACCUUAUCCUAAACCUGUGAGAGUCAACUGACAUACUGGGGCGUACUGUCUUUUGAAGCAUACCUAUACACAUCGUAACCCAUGUUGGAAUCAAAUUUGAGUUAUUUUAACUCAUGUUGUUCAGUUAAUUAAGUCUCUAGGCGGCCCUAUCCGUUCACAUGGGUUUUCACUAUUCUGUUUAAUGGUCAUUCAGAAUACAACCAGUCCUAGGCUUUCAAUAUUGGAAGCAGACAGCAGAUAGGUAUUGAUAAUAGCUUGACAUUAUAGCAAAUCAUGUAUCUCUUGGUUUCUUUCAAAAACAGCAAAUGGCUUUUUGAACUCAAUAGAAUAGCCACCCAAAAUGUAUAUUUCCAUUUUAAGAGAAUUCAUUAUACAGUAGAAUUUUUAACUUGACUAAUAUAUAGGGAUGUGUGUUUAGAAAGGGAGGAAUCUGUUGAGCUUCUCCUGGGACUUUUAUAGACACACCUACACCUACUCUAGCAAACAACCUCCCAGUUUUCCUUUUCUGUUUUAAAUUGGCCUUUGGAGCUAUCCGUGCUUCAAAUGGAGAGGCGAAGGUAAUGGAAUUAGGAAUUGAAAACAAGCUGUGCACAAUAUACUUCUAUUAUGAUUUAAAUUUCAUAUUGAGUUUAGCAUUUGUGAAAUGAGUUACCCUGUACUUAGCAUGAAACUUUUAAACCCUUAAACAAUAUAAAAAAGACAUUAUAAUUUUAAAAAACAUACCUAUGUACUGGAAACAUGAUAAAGAAAUAUUGUAUUCUGUUUUAUUUUGACAGAAUUAUUUUUAUUAAAAUACACAUCCAUAAGCAUA